This is a messenger RNA of Penicillium malachiteum, 1350 nucleotides long. It is a transcript of the gene pgxC, whose product is annotated as putative extracellular exo-polygalacturonase. Lineage: Eukaryota; Fungi; Ascomycota; Eurotiomycetes; Eurotiales; Aspergillaceae. Gene Ontology annotation, molecular function: polygalacturonase activity. Bases 1 to 1350 code for a protein of 449 amino acids. The transcript has a single exon. Gene Ontology annotation, biological process: carbohydrate metabolic process. The record is from RefSeq and is a predicted model, not a curated record.
AUGUUGGUGAAAACAACGGCUGUGUGGGCAGCCCUGUCUACAAUUGCUCUCGGUGCUCCUGAGUUCAGACGCUCCACAACUGGACGUCCCCAUCGUUGUGUUAUUCCCUCUUCAAACGGCACGGCCAGUGAUUCCCCAGCCAUCUCCAAAGCUUUCGCCAAGUGUGCCACCGACUCCGUCAUUGUUUUCCAAAAAGGCGUGGAUUAUAAUGUCUUCACACCCAUCAGUGCCACCAACCUCAGCAAUGUGGAGAUUCAGAUGAAUGGAAAUCUACACCUGCCACAAGAUAUCACAACCGUCCAGGAAAUCGUUAAUGGGACUGGCGGGACCCUAUACUCGGACGGCGAGUAUUGGUUUUCUUUCAAGGGUCCCCGUAUUGACUACACUGGCUCUGACAAUGUCAAUAAUGGAUGGAUCUAUUCAUAUGGACAGGCGUGGUGGGAUGCGAACCCAACCAAUGGCACCGGUCUUGACUCUCGACCUCAUCUGAUGAGCUUUGACACCACAGAUGGAUCUCUCAAAUACUUCAAGUCGCGCAAACCAAUUGCUUGGAAUGUGCAACUUCAAGGCGACAACAUCACAGUCAGCCAUGCCUUCAUCGAUGCCGAGUCCACGGGAUCAUUCCCCUUCAACACCGAUGGUUUUGAUGUCACAGCCACCAAUGUCCACAUCUCCGACAGUGUCAUCUACAACGGUGAUGAUGCCAUUGCUGUCCAAUCAGGAUCCCACAAUGUCAUUUUCGAGCGAAACACCAUUGGAUAUCAAAGCCAUGGAAUGAGCAUUGGAUCACUGGGAGAAGAUCAAUCAUCUUAUGCCAAUGUCUCCAACAUCCACUUUGAAGACGUGACAGUCAUCGAUGCUGUCUAUGCGUCCCGCUUCAAGUCAUGGUCAGGAGGACAGGGUAUUGCCAAAAACAUCACCUGGAAGAACAUUCGCGUAUACAACGUGACCUUCCCCAUUUUCGUUACUCAGAGCUAUACCAACCAAGGAUCUUCAGAGACUCAACUGGGUGACGGAACGACUACUGGUCGUGCUAAUAAUGCCUCUGUUAUGAUGGAAGACUUUACCUGGGCGGGCUUCACAGGCUCAGUUAAUAGCUGGCGUCCUGGUGAUGGUUCUUGCGUCACUGAUCCUUGCUGGUACAAUGAGGGUCUUCCCAAUCUCAAGCACACUGAAUCCAUCAUUAUUGAGUGCAAUACCAACUCAUCCUGCAAAGACUUCACUCUGAGCAAUAUUGAGGUUAUCCCCCAGAGUCUGGUUGAGCCCACAGUAAUCUGUAUCAAUGCGACAUCGACACUCAAUCCUGACUUGGGAUUCACGUGUCGUAAUGGCACUUACCUUCCUUCUUAA